Molecule: messenger RNA, 1931 nt
Organism: Papaver somniferum (opium poppy)
Lineage: Eukaryota; Viridiplantae; Streptophyta; Magnoliopsida; Ranunculales; Papaveraceae
Product: protein WHAT'S THIS FACTOR 1 homolog
Exons: 1
Coding region: 129-1589 (486 amino acids)
Molecular function (GO): RNA binding
Source: RefSeq, a predicted model, not a curated record
AAAAAACAAGAAGAAAGUGCCUUAAACCUUUUGCUAGCGGGUACCAGCAUAAAUUCAGAAAAGAGGAUAAUCCAUCUCAUUUACACCAGAGGAAGAGAGGAAUGCAAUAAACAAGCCCUAGCAAAACCAUGGCAUCAUUAUCUUUUCCUCCAAAGCCCCAUCUUCAUCCAUUCCUCCAAUCUUCUUCUUCUUCACUCUCCCAGUUACCUCCAUCUCUUAAACCCUUCAUUCCCAAACCCCAGAAGGCCCCUAAAAAAACUCUCUCAAUCUCAAUUUCUUGUACUGCUCCUACUACAACCAAAUCAAAAAUCAUAAAAAACCCAUCUUUAGACAAACAAGUAACAAAACAAAACAAAAUCAGAUUCGUUCAGAAACUCAAAACCCUAAUCUUAUCAAAACCCCAACACUACAUUCAACUCCAAAUCUUGUCAAAAUGCCGUUCAUACUUAGCAGUACCCAAACCAAGAUCACUCCUUUCCAUGAUUCAUAGGUACCCAACAAUUUUCCAAACAUUUACAAUCCCAUCUUCAUCAACACAUCAAGACCUUGUUUGUAUUCGUCUCACUCCAAAAGCAAAAGCCUUAGCUUUACAAGAAUUAUCCUUAAAAUCUGAAAUUUCUACCUCUUUAGCUAUCAAAUUACAGAAACUACUUAUGUUAUCAUCUCACCAUAGAUUGUUAUUGUCUAAGCUUGUUCAUCUUGGUCCAGACCUUGGGCUUCCACCUAAUUUUCGGUCUCGGCUGUGUAAUAGUUAUCCGGAUCGAUUCAAGACUGUGGAUACGUCGUAUGGUCGUGCACUUGAGCUUGUUUCAUGGGAUCCUGAGCUUGCAAUUCCGAUGCCAUUGCGGAAUCAGAAUUCCCCGGAGUUGAUUGUUGAAAGGCCGCUGAAGUUUAAGCAUUUAAAAUUGAGGAAAGGGUUGAAUUUGAAGAGGAAACAUCGAGAUUUUCUGAUAAAGUUUGGUGAAUUACCAGAGGUUUCGCCGUAUAAUGAAGUAGUGGGAGAGAUUGGGAAUGGGUUGAAGCCGCAUUGGAUUGAAGCAGAGAAGAGGAGCUGUGCGCUGGUGAGGGAGGUUUUAGGAAUGACAGUAGAGAAGAGAACGUUGGUUGAUCAUUUGACUCAUUUUAGGAAGGAAUUUGGUUUGUCGAAUAAGAUGAGGGGAAUGUUAAUAAGACAUCCAGAGUUGUUUUAUGUGAGUAUAAAGGGGCAGAGAGAUUCUGUGUUUUUGGUAGAAAGUUAUGAUGAUGAAGGGAAGAUAAUAGAGAAGGAUGAAUUGUUGGGGUUUAGAGAUAAGCUAAUUGAGUUAGUAAGAGAAGGGAAGAAAAUGAGGAGAGAAAGAAGGAAGAAAGCUUGUGGUGUUGAUUAUCUUGAAGAUGAUGACGAUGUUGAAAAUGGUGAAGAUGUUGCAGAAGAAGAAGAAUUUGAUGACGAUAAUGAGGAUGGGUUUGAGGAUUUGUUUGUGGAAGAUGAAUGGGAAGAUUAUGGUGUUGAAGAGAAUGAUGUACUUGGGUUUGAUAGUGGUGUUGAAGGGAAGUUUUGGACAAGUGAAGCUGCAUCUGCUAAGGGUGAGAGUAGAAUUGAAAUGUGGUAAUCGAUACUGACAUACUGUGUUGCGCUUCUCUGGAGCCUGAAUGAGACUUCUGCAACUUCUUUGGCUAGACAAAAGGGUGUUACCUAUACUACCACUGCAACUAGCUUCGGGUAGAUGCAAGGGGAUAUGAUACUGUCACUGCUUAGGCUACAGGCAAGGGCAUAUCAAUACUGCCUCCGCUUGGCUAAACGAGAGGACUGUCACUGCUGCUGCUUUGGCUAGACGCGAGGGCAUUCCAAUACUGUAACUGCCACCCUUUGGCUAGACACAAGGGUGUAUGUUGUUGUUAAAUGUAUCUGUAACUUUUCUCCAAAACAAGAAAUACAGACAUAUUUCUAGAUA